AUGUCAGCCCGCACGCUUUCUCCAUGCUACUCGGCUGACCUCAGGCCGGCGUCGGAGAGACUUGUCUCAGCCGUGGGCUGCACCGUGCUUUUGACGAUACCGCCACUGAAGGCCAGCAAAGUUGUCUUCUGGGAAUAUAAAACUGGCCCAGAAGAAGGAGUCAUCGUCAAUUAUGCUUUCGAUAGACCCGCCAACACUUCUCGCCCCUACGAGAAUCGCACGAGGUUCAAUGAAACGGACUUCUCGCUGCAGAUCGUGCUGCAGCAGGGAGACGACCGGCUGUACCGGUUCAGGUCCGAGUCGGAGGCCACGGGCUGGUUCCAGCUGCGCGUUGUCGAACCACUGUCCGAGCCAGAAAUCGUGGGCAACUCGUCAGUGAAGGCAGGAGGCAACACCAAACUGGUUUGCAACGUCCUGGAAGGGAAGGCAGACUUGUACUGGUGGAAGAAAAAUGGGGAGCUGCUGCUGGGAAGUGACCACAUCCAGUUUGUUGACAACACCACCCUGUGCAUUGUUAAAGCAUCGAUGAAUGACAGCGGCUACUACGCUUGUGUGGUCCGCAACGAAGUCAGCCAGAACGAAACCUCCUUCCUGCUCCACGUUCAGAACGCUGCAAAUGUGGUGUUGCCUGUGAUCCUGGUGUGCGUUAUCGUCGGCUCACUCGCAGGUGUCUUCGUCUGGUGCAGAAGGGACCGCCCGUGUCGCAACGGCUGUAGGUGGAGAUCUUGAGCGGCUGCGCCCUUGCUGCCUUCUGCUGAUGGUGCUGGUGGAUGCUGCCUGGGGAGUGCUGGAUGUCCGAUGCUGUCCCAACCUCUUCUGGGCUCACCUCUGAAUUGCUCAGGCUGCUGAACCCCACAACUCUUUGUUUGUCACACACCGGCUUGGGCUAUUUCUGUGUCGUCCUGGGUGCCUUGCACAUCCCUGGGGGAGAGGUGGGCAUGGUUGUGCCUGCUGACCUGGCUGCCGCUGUGCUCCAGACCUCCUCACCUCUCCUGGCUUUCUCCAGAGGCUGUGUGGGGUAAGUGCUUGUGGAUGGGCUGAUGGCUCUGGAAGGAGCCACCAUCCCCACCGGACAAACACACGGUCUGGGGAGUGCCCUGGUGCCAGCCCCUGCCUCCCCAGGGCUUGAGCCCCUCACUGUGGCCUCGCAGUGUGCUGCUGUGCCUGAGACUCGGCCAGCGUGGCUCAGGGGCUGAGACCGUGGGCUUUCUACUCAGUUUGGCCCUUGGAGGGAGGAAAAAGGGCAGGGUUUUGCUGUGGUGUGCACUGGGGAGUCUAGGAGGUAAGCGGAGCCAGCGGAAGGCGGCAGGGGAUGGAGGAGCCGCAAAAUAGUUUUGUUUCAGAAAGGAAACACCAAAGAAAUCCCUGUGGCCGGCUGCGUUAGAGCAGCGACGCAGCCUGGCAUGGGAGACGUAGGGAUGCUCCCGAGCGCAUCUCCUCUGUCCUCCAGCCUUGGGCUCCGGCGGGAUCUGGGGACGUCCCCUCCUCUCCCAAGCACUAGCCACCUGGGUCGUACGUGUGCCGAUGCAAGCUUGUCCUUCCCUUUUGCUGCUCCUGUGCGUGAUGGUGGACUUGGUCUGGUUUGAUAUGGCCAGGGCAGCGCUGCUUCUAGCCCCUGCUCCUGUUGCCUCCCUUCCCCAUGCUGCUUCUGCAAAGCUCUUCUGGGCUUUGCUUGUGAAGGGGUCAUUAUUCGUUCUUAUAGUUGAAAGUACUUAGCCUGGAAGCACGACUGGCAUCUUCAUCCUGGAGAAAACUGGAUGCUCUCCCAGGAGUGCUGGACCUCACAAAGUGCCUUGCUGAUCAUCAGGCCGGGGCGUUUGCACCCAUCUUUCAUUCCGAUGGGGACAACCCCAGGUCCAGCACCCUGUCUGAGCUGGUCCCCAGCACCUCUGUAGGGACAGGCGUUUUGGGUGCCCUGGUCUAGCUACUGGAUGGUCAUCUCUCUCCCAGAGCAGCUGGUGGCUUGGGGACCUCUCCUUGCUCCGAGCCACAGUCAGCAAAUGGCGAGUGGUACAGGUGGAUGUUUUUGGUGCUUGGGUCUUGCCUGUAGACCUGCUUCUGCCGCAAAGGGCUUUCCUGGCCAGGGGAGUGGUGGGUUUCCCUCUCCUCGGAGUUAUCCCUUCUCUUUGGAGAAUAGAAGUGCACCCAGGAGAUGCUCAAAUCAUAUCCCGUGGCGUGAGCAGUCGCUAAGCUGUCCCAUGCCUCUUUCCAGGGCAAAUGGGAAAAUCGUGGGAGAGUGAACUGGCUUGUGGCUUGACUGUCUUGGAUGCUGCCUGCUCUGCCUGCUCUGCUGCUGCUCCGGCAGACGGUACAGCGAGGCUUUGUCCCAGGGAGAUAACCGGGAUAUAAAGGGGCCAGCAGCAAAGGGCCAUCUCUCAGCCUGGGAUUUUGUGUUGCAGUUAGAGCAUUAAAGGAAGCGGAGAAGUUUGGGAGGAGUAAACUAGAUUUCAACCUCAGUUUUAAGCUGCAGUGCAGGUUGUCAAGUUCGCUGUUGCACUUAACAGGUGUAAAACGAAUGCAGCCAGAUGU
Molecule: messenger RNA, 2529 nt
Organism: Haliaeetus leucocephalus (bald eagle)
Lineage: Eukaryota; Metazoa; Chordata; Aves; Accipitriformes; Accipitridae
Product: contactin-like
Exons: 6
Coding region: 1-729 (242 amino acids)
Source: RefSeq, a predicted model, not a curated record